AUGCUUGGCUGCUGUACAUUGACGUUGCCCAUUUGCUUGAUAAUAGAGUAUGCACCACACGGUAACCUGCUGGAUUACAUUAAAGCUGUGAAAGCAAAGUUAUCGAACCAGAACCCUCCAGAGAACGAUCAAAAGGAAGACGCCGAAGAGCUGUCAUUGGCAGGCAAAGAGAAUAAAUGUGUGGAAGAUGACGAUGUUCAAAAGGAGACUUGUUUCGGAGGAAAAAAAGAUCAAGGGGAUUUUCCUUAUCCUUCACUAUCUGAUCGAGAAUUGCUAAAUUACCUCAACCGCGGGGAAAGACUGGAGAAGUCUAGCAACUGCAACGAUGAAAUGUAUAACGUGAUGCUUCAAUGUUGGCGUGCUGAUCCGAAAGAGCGACCAACUUUUUCAAAUUUGCGUGACACUUUAUGGAAAAUGAGCAAAGGAGAGAAUCCGUACGUGAACGUUGAUCCAUUGCAGGAGAGUGUUUCAGUGAGCGAGACGGACAAAAAUGAGAACACCGUUACAGCAUGA
Messenger RNA from Xenia sp. Carnegie-2017, 513 nucleotides. Its product is annotated as fibroblast growth factor receptor homolog 1-like. Gene Ontology annotation, cellular component: signaling receptor complex. Lineage: Eukaryota; Metazoa; Cnidaria; Anthozoa; Malacalcyonacea; Xeniidae. Gene Ontology annotation, molecular function: transmembrane receptor protein tyrosine kinase activity. The record is from RefSeq and is a predicted model, not a curated record. Gene Ontology annotation, biological process: positive regulation of kinase activity; protein phosphorylation; cell surface receptor protein tyrosine kinase signaling pathway. The coding region runs from base 1 to 513 and encodes 170 amino acids. The transcript is spliced from 5 exons.